Ornithorhynchus anatinus (platypus) is the source of this 492-nucleotide messenger RNA. Its product is annotated as cytochrome c oxidase subunit 7C, mitochondrial. The transcript is spliced from 3 exons. Gene Ontology annotation, biological process: mitochondrial electron transport, cytochrome c to oxygen. The record is from RefSeq and is a predicted model, not a curated record. Bases 173 to 364 code for a protein of 63 amino acids. NCBI's taxonomy places the organism in Eukaryota, Metazoa, Chordata, Mammalia, Monotremata, Ornithorhynchidae.
CUGCCCUUUGGGCCCGUCUCCCGGCAGCCCUUGCGUCCUGCCCUUUGGGCCGGUCUCCCGGCAGCCCUUGCGUCCUGCCCUUUGGGCCCGUCUCCCGGCAGCCUCUGCGCGCCGCCCCCCGAGCAAGGUCGCGGAGAAGAAGGACCGGCCGCCAUCACUCGCCGGCGGCGCCAUGUUGGGGCAGAGCGUCCGCCGCUUCACCACCUCCGUGGUCCGCAGGAGCCACUACGAGGAGGGGCCCGGGAAGAACCUGCCAUUCUCUGUCGAAAACAAGUGGCAGUUGCUAGCAAAAAUGACUCUUUUCUUUGGCUCUGGAUUUGCUGCACCGUUCUUCAUAGUCAGACACCAGCUGCUUAAGAAAUGAAGAGAGUGGUUUCCCUUCAGGAACCAGAUUUCACCUGGGACAUAUUUCAUGAUGUAGCCUUGAAGAAUAUCUAACAUUACAAAUAUUUACCACACUAGAUGUGUUUGUAAAUAAACCUAUUAUCUCAA